Messenger RNA from Brassica rapa (field mustard), 1868 nucleotides. RefSeq names its product serine carboxypeptidase-like 20. Gene Ontology annotation, molecular function: acyltransferase activity, transferring groups other than amino-acyl groups; serine-type carboxypeptidase activity. Lineage: Eukaryota; Viridiplantae; Streptophyta; Magnoliopsida; Brassicales; Brassicaceae. Gene Ontology annotation, biological process: proteolysis; secondary metabolic process. The record is from RefSeq and is a predicted model, not a curated record.
AUUCUUCUUAUAAUCAUUUUUUUCCACAUCAUCUCUUUUGUCUCUUUUCCCAUAGAUAUUCACCAAUAAUUCUUGCUAAAUUAUUGUUCACUCCAAGGCAAACUCACCCGAAUAUUCCCAAUUUUUUUCUCUAUCUUGUUGUUCUAUAUAAAGAAAUACCACAAUUCUCAUUAUCACACAGCGAAUAUCUCUUUGUCCUGAGUUUAUGUUGUAGAUCAGAAUGAGAUUCUUACUGAAAGUUCUUGCCUUUGUGACACUACUUUUAGUGUUUCUAAUAACAACAGAAUCAGCUCCUCAGUCUGCUCUUAUCACCAAACUUCCUGGCUUCAGUGGCACUUUUCCUUCAAAACACUACUCCGGGUACGUCACAAUUGAUAAGGAGCAUGGGAAAAAUCUGUGGUAUUACUUUGUUGAAUCAGAGAUGAAUCCUUCGAAAGAUCCGGUCGUACUCUGGCUCAAUGGUGGUCCAGGUUGCUCAAGCAUGGAUGGAUUUGUAUACGAGCAUGGUCCUUUCAAUUUCGAACCAGCAAAGACAAAUUAUAGUCUCCCACUCCUGCAUCUUAAUCCUUAUAGUUGGUCAAAGGUGUCUAACAUGAUAUACCUUGAUUCACCUGUUGGUGUGGGAUUCUCUUACUCAAAGAACGAAUCUGACUACAUAACCGGUGAUAUGAAAACCGCGGUUGACUCUCACGCGUUCCUUCUCAAGUGGUUCCAGAUGUUUCCCGAGUUUCAGUCAAAUCCGUUUUACAUCUCUGGAGAAUCUUAUGCUGGAGUUUACGUCCCAACUCUGGCUUCAGAAGUUGUCAAAGGGAACAAAGAAGGGUUAAAGCCGGCUCUUAAUUUAAAGGGUUAUUUGGUUGGAAAUGGAGUUGCAGAUUCCAUGUAUGACGGAAACGCUCUUGUCCCGUUUGCACACGGGAUGGGACUAGUCUCUGAUCAGCUCUUUGAGAACGUUACAAAAGCUUGCAAUGGAAAUUUCUACGACAAUCUUAGCCCUGAUUGCGAGGAACAGAUGGCUAAAGUUUCAAUGGAUAUUGACAGGUUGAACAUAUACAACAUUCUUGAGCCAUGUUACCAUGGAACAUCGCUGUCAGCAUUUGACAUCAAAUCGCUGCCUUCAACUCUUCUUCAGUUAGGCAAAACCGAAAAGCCUUUGGCUGUAAGAAAAAGAAUGUUUGGUCGAGCGUGGCCUGUUCGUGCGCCUAUUCUUCCAGGCAUUGUUCCUAGCUGGUCUCAACUCCUUGCUGACGUUUCUGUUCCUUGCAUCGAUGAUAGAGUUGCAACAGCUUGGCUAAACGAUCCAGCGAUCAGGAAAGCUAUUCAUGCUAAAGAGGAGAGCGAGAUAGGAAGAUGGGAACUCUGCACUGGUAAGCUAUGGUUCCAUCACGAUGCAGGAAGUAUGAUCAGCUUCCAUAGAAACCUCACUCUAAGUGGAUAUAGAGCUCUCAUUUACAGCGGUGAUCACGAUAUGUGUGUUCCAUUUACUGGCUCUGAAGCUUGGACACAUUCUCUUGGAUACAAGGUGAUUGAUGAAUGGAGGGCAUGGAUAUCAAAUGACCAAGUCGCAGGGUAUACCGAAGGAUAUGCAAACAAUCUCACAUUUUUAACCAUAAAGGGUGCAGGACAUACUGUUCCUGAGUACAAACCGCGGGAGGCUUUGGAUUUCUAUAGCCGAUUUCUAGCAGGAAGCAAGAUUUAAGAGAGAUCUCUAUUGAAAAAUAAGUACAGAGCAUCAUAUCGUGUAUUGACUCGUUUCGAUUAAAAAAGACCAUGUCCUAUUCAGCUUGUGAAUGGUUGAUUCUUUCUUCAUGAUAAAACACCAUGCAUACCUCUUCUUCCAGUAAAAUGCUUGCCGUUUCUAACUUCAA